Molecule: messenger RNA, 3836 nt
Organism: Megalops cyprinoides (Indo-Pacific tarpon)
Lineage: Eukaryota; Metazoa; Chordata; Actinopteri; Elopiformes; Megalopidae
Product: neurofascin-like
Exons: 27
Coding region: 309-3836 (1175 amino acids)
Biological process (GO): cell-cell adhesion; brain development
Molecular function (GO): cell-cell adhesion mediator activity
Source: RefSeq, a predicted model, not a curated record
ACAGUGAUUGCAAGCGCUCAGUGAUUCGGGGACGCUUUCGACACAGCGUUGCACGUUGGAGUGAAAGAAGUGUAUUUUGUCGCCACAUGCAAAGAAAGGAGGAGGGAGGAGAGAGUCGAAUGCGAGGGCUGCGCCGCGUUGCAUCAAAACAAACCGAGAACAGAGCGCACGUUUUUCGCAGAAGGACAGAAGGAAACGGAAGGAAUACUACAGCCGAAGCGCUCGGAGGUCACUUCAGCAGUGCCGCAGGUGUGUGAGCGAGCCAGUUGGAAGCAGGCUAGGAUUGCAGGGAGCCAAUCAGGAGAGAGAUGGCGGCGCGGUGCUGGGGGCUGGCAGGGGCUGAGCCAGUAUUGCUGCUGUUGCUGUUGUGGAGGGACGUGUGCACAAUGGAAGUUCCUCUGGACCUGAGACAGCCGCCCACCAUCACCAAGCAGUCGAUGAAGGACCACAUCGUGGACCCCAGACAUGGCAUCUUCAUCGAGUGUGAGGGCAAGGGAAACCCCGCGCCAGUUUUCUCAUGGCGACGGAAUGGGAAAUUCUACAAUGUUCCGCGGGAUUCCUGGGUUUCAAUGAGGCGGUGGUCGGGCACUCUGGACAUGGGUUUCGGCUACGGGCGGCGCCCAGAGGAAUAUGAGGGCGAGUACCAGUGUUUUGCCACGAACGACUACGGGUCCGCCAUGUCCAACAAGAUCCGGCUCCGAGUUUCCAGGUCUCCUCAGUGGCCCAAGGAGGUUCUGGAGCCGGUGGUGGUGAAUGUGGGGUUCCCGCUGGUCCUGGCCUGUAACCCCCCUCCUGCCCUGCCCCCACCCCAGACCUUCUGGCUGAACAGCUCCAUGAUGCCCAUCCCCCAGGACCGCAGAGUGUCCAUGGGGGUAAAUGGAGACCUGUACUUCUCUCACGUCACUGUGAACGACUCCCUGACGGACUACAGCUGCAACGCCCGUUUUCUGGCUACUCAGACCAUCCAGCAGAAGAACCCGUACACCCUCAAAGUGCUGACCACUCGCAUGGUGGCCGAAACAGUACCCUCAUUCCUCACCCCCAUCGGAACGUCCAGCACCAAGCUGGUCCUACGAGGGGAAGAGCUGGUCGUAGAGUGCAUCGCAGCAGGAUUCCCUACCCCUAUUAUCAGGUGGUUUAAGCAGGGCGGAGCCUUGCCCAUGAGGAAGGUGAAGCUGGAGAACUUCAACAAGACCAUGCGUAUCGCCCGAGCCUCCGAUGACGAUACAGGUGACUACACCUGCACCGCCAGCAACAGGAUGGGCACUGUGCGACAUGUCAUCAACGUCCAGGUCAAAGUGGCUCCCUAUUGGAUUGAAAAACCGGCCAAUCUGAUUGUCGCUCCAGAUGAAAACGGCCGUCUGGUCUGCCGGGCCAAUGGAAACCCCAAGCCCACCAUCCAGUGGCUGGUCAAUGGGGAGCCUAUUGAGAUUGCCCGGCCAAACCCCAGCAGACAGGUGGCGGGUGACACCCUCAUAUUCCGCUCGGUACAGGUGGGGAGCAGUGCGGUGUACCAGUGCAACGCGUCGAACGAGCACGGCUACGUACUGGCCAAUGCCUUCGUCAGCAUUGUGGAUGCUGCUCCACGCAUGCUGGGUCCCAGGAACCAGGUGGUGAAGGUGUUGGAGAACAAUCGCACCUUCCUGGAAUGCCCUUUCUUCGGCUCACCCCGGCCGGAGCUGCGCUGGUUUAAGGAUGGACACAGCAGUCCCCUGAGUGGCUCUCAGUACAGAGUAUACCCUAACGGUACCCUGGAGAUCCGCCGUGUACGAAUCGACGACCAGGGUCCGUACACGUGCAUGGCCACCAGCAUGAUGGGCAAGGCCGAAAACCAUGUCCGCCUGGAGGUCAAAGAGCACACCCGGAUCACGAGCCCUCCGCAGAACUUGAUAGCGACCCGAGGAAGCCUGGCCCGCUUCGACUGCAGGGUCAAGUAUGACAUCACCCUCCCCCUCACCGUCAUCUGGCUGAAGGACUACAAACCCGUGCCUCUGGGCUGGAGGCUGAGGAAGGAGGAUGAUUACCUGGUAAUCCCAGGGGUGAACAGGGAAGAUGAGGGCAGAUACACCUGCAUCGUCAAGACUGAGCUGGACGAAGUGUCUGCCUCUGCCCGCCUCACCGUCAUAGACCGGCCGGACCCGCCCACAGACCUGGAGCUGUCUGACCCCUCAGAACGCAGCGUGAGGCUCACCUGGGUCCCGGGAGACGACAACCACAGCCCCAUCCUGGAAUACCUUGUGCAGUUUGAGGAGGAUCGCUGGGCAGGAGGCAGGUGGCAGAACCUGUCCAGUUACCCCGGUAACCUCAACUCAGUCAUCCUGCAGCUCUCGCCCUUCAUCAACUACCAGUUCCGAGUCAUCGGCAUUAACGCGAUUGGCUGGAGCCGCCCGAGCCUCCCCUCCCAGCGCUACAAGACCAGCGGGGCCCCACCUGAUGCCAUACCAGGGAACAUUCGAGGAAUAGGCCACAGGAAGACCAACAUGGAGAUCAGCUGGAAGCCCCUGAAGGACAGAGAGCGGAACGGGCCACACCUGCGGUACGUGGUGUGGUGGCGCCGGCGGGACUCUCGGGAGGAGUGGAAGAACGUCACCACCUACUGGCUGAGACACAUCAUCUAUGACACCGACACCUUCACGCCCUACGAGAUCAAAGUCCAGGCCAUGAAUGACUUUGGGCUGGGCCCAGAGUCCCCCAUCGCCAUAGGAUACUCAGGGGAGGACCGGCCCCAGGCAGCUCCCACCAACCUGCGGGUGUCAAAGGUCGAGAGCACCAAGGCAACCGUGCACUGGAACCCUGUGGCUCGGCCCACCAUCAUGGGCGAGCUGAAGGAGUACAAGGCGUACUACUGGCGGGACAGCAGCGUGCUGAAGUGGCUGAGCGUUCGCAGGGACAGGAAGAAUAAAGGCUUCUACACCAUCAGCCCGCGGCCCUACGGUGUGCUGACGGGGCUCAUGCCUUACAGCAACUAUAAGAUGUACAUGGUGGUGGCCAACAACCGCUACGAGGGCCCGCCCAGCAGCACCAUAGAGUUCCAGACCAAGGAGGGAGUUCCGGGGCCUCCAAAGUUCCUCAGGGUCCAGCAGAGACACCUGGACACACUGUACCUGGAGUGGGACAGGCCAGCAGAACCCAACGGCAUCCUGACUGGCUACACACUCAAAUACCAGGCAGUGAACGGCAGCCGCGGGGCUGGCCGCAUGCAGGUCCUGUCCUUCCCGGUGAACGUCACCAGUUACUCAAUGCGCCGGCUGGACCGCUACACCCGCUACAAGUUCACGCUGGCGGCGCGGACUCAGCUUGGGGCGGGGGAGGAGCUCUCAGAGGAGUCGCCUCAUUACACCACUGAAGCCUACUCCAGGGAGCAGGUGGACAUCGCCACCCAGGGCUGGUUCAUUGGGGUGAUGUGCGCUGUCGCCCUGCUGGUGCUCAUCUUGCUCAUCGUCUGCUUCAUCAAGAGGAGCCGAGGAGGAAAGUACCCUGUAAGGGAAAAGAAAGACACGCCUUUGGACGGAUCUGAUGAGAAAGACCAGGAUGGGUCUUUUGAUUACCGGUCUCUUGAAAGGAUAAACCGUGUCUCCACUCUCCCUUACCCUAAACGAGAGGAGGAGAACCGGCAGCUGCGUGGGAGCCAGGCGUCUCUGGACGGCAUGGUGAAGAUGCCGGAGAGUGACGACAGCCUGGUGGACUAUGGCGAGGGCGGGGACGGCGAUGGCCAGUUCAACGAGGACGGCUCCUUCAUCGGCCAGUAUGCUAGCAAGAAGGACCGGGAGGAGACAGACUGCAACGAGAGCUCAGAGCCCACCUCCCCCAUCAACGCCAUCUACUCGCUGGCAUAG